Messenger RNA from Clonostachys byssicola, 777 nucleotides. The record is from the annotation of a GenBank genome assembly. Lineage: Eukaryota; Fungi; Ascomycota; Sordariomycetes; Hypocreales; Bionectriaceae.
AUGCCCGCCCGAGUCCCCUCGGCAAAGGACUUCGAGUCCCUCGCCUCCACCCUCCCCCACUCCCUCCACUUCCCCUCGCCCCCGGAGUCCACCACCUCCAUCCUCAUCCUCCUCCACGGCCUCGGCGACACGGACGCCUCCUUCGCCUCCUUCGCCCGCGGCAUGAACCUCCCCGGCGUCCUCGCCAUCUCCGUCCGCGGCACCUCCCCGCUCCCCGCCGGCCUGCUCCCUGGCGGCUCCGGUACCCAGGGCUUCCACUGGGGCGACGACCUGCUCAUGGACGAAGGGCGGGGCGAGCUGGAUAGCGACCCCGGCUUCGCGCGCGCGGGGGACAGAGUGCUCGGCGAGCUGGUGCGCGGGGUGCUGAUCGGGAAGCUGGGGUGGGAGAUGAGCGACGUCAUGUUCUUCGGGUUCGGGCAGGGCGGUUCUCUGGCCCUGGGUCUGGCGUCCCAGCUGCGCGUGCAGCCAAAGGUCGUGGAGGUCUCGGAUGACGGUUCAGAUUCAGCAAACUUGGGCGGGGAGACUUGCAAGGGCGCCGUGUCGAUUGGCGGUGCUCUGCCCUACUCUAUGAUUCCGACUGUCAGCAGUCGGAAGAAGAGCAAGUCAAAGGUUCUUGCUGUGCAACUGUCCGACAGCAGUAUUGAUACGAUAAAGAAGGAGUUUGAGGAUGUUAGGGUCGUACAGUGGAAGAGGAGGGAAGUUGACAUGCCUAGGAAUAGGGAGGAAAUGUUCCCCAUCAUGAAGUUCUUUGCUGACCAAAUGAGAAGUUGGGGAUAA